UGUGUGGUUCAUGGCAUAACCUAAAAUCAAAACCUAUGUGCUCUAUCAAUUCCGUAUGAUCCACGAUGCUGUCGGGCUUGAUCAAACGCGUUAGCUUUUUCUCAAGAUGAGGCUCGACAGGUUGCUUGCUGCAGGGUCCAAGCACCUCCGAAGCUGUCGCCGCAACCACAAACAAUGCAGCGAGAAGUCCAUUUCAACAACGCUCUAUACUGCAAUUCACGCUUUGUAGUCGGUAACACUCCCAGUAUCCCCUCUGUGUCAUUGUCGCAUGCUACAUAGCGCCUCGCGAAUCUUUACUCGGCGCGGCAUAUGUUCUUCACCUGGAACGAACCUAUGGUGCUCUAAUAUCCGCCGCGAUCAUUUUAUCCAUCCCUCGUCCAGGUCAUCGACUACGUUCUGCCGCCCAUUUCCGCCGUGGACCGAUUAUCCUGACACGUACAUAACCGAAGAGGGAAAGAUGGCAGGUGGAGGAAAGCCGAAGUUCUAUGGAGUAGCCGCCGGACGCAAACCAGGCGUGUAUACAGAUUGGCCGACUACGCAAGCGCAGAUCAGCGGUUUCAGUGGUGCCAAACACAAAAGCUUCAAGACAAAAGAAGAGGCCGAGGCUUUUGUUCGUGGCAUCAGCGCACCCAUCAGCCUACGAGGAGAUCUCUCUGCAUCCAGGUCCCCAUCGGCGACAGAUCAUCUGGACAGGAGCACGGAGGUAUCGGAGAGUGCACCCAAGCGCCAAAAGAAGGAGGAUGCAUCGCCAGCACCCCUCUUGGACAACCAAGACAUCAAGUUCGAGCCUGGCCUCGGCCCCCUCCCGCUCAACGCAGUAGAUGGUUUCGACCCGAGCCUCAAGCUCGACGACAAAACAGGCAACAUCAGAGUCAAGACAGACGACGAACUUGGGAAAAGGAAGAGACAGCCGACAGGGGAUUUCAAAGGCCCCGUUGUUGUAUACACAGAUGGUGGUUCGCGGGGCAAUGGCAAUGCAGGUGCGAAAGCCGGUUGUGGUGUCUACUUCGGCCCAAGAGAUCCGAGGAACGUCCAAGAACCUCUCAAGGGCGAUGUCCAGACCAACAACCGAGCCGAACUAGUCGCAAUGGCCCGAGCAAUUGACCACGUUCCCAUCGAUCGCGACCUUCACAUCAUCAGCGAUUCAGAAUAUUCCAAAAAUUGCCUUACAAGCUGGGUUGCAGGCUGGGAGAGGAAUGGCUGGAGGAACAGCAAGAACAAAGAGGUGGUGAACAAGGAUAUCAUCCAACCCAUUUUGGCAAGGAUACGGGAACGUGAGAAGUGUAAAGCUCAGACUCUCAUUACCUGGGUGAAGGCCCACGCGGUAGACGAAGGCAAUAUCGCAGCAGAUGCACUGGCCAACCAGGGCAUGGACAAGUGGACCACUGAGCUUGCGUCAGGAGAGGUCUUUGAUAUGUCAGAGACCCUCAGGACAAAAUACAGAAACCCCAACGAUCCAAAAGACGAAUUCGACGAUGCAGAAGAGAUCGAAGGUUUGUUCCGCGAAAUGGCAGAAGAAAAUCCAAAUGGGUUUGAGGGCGAUCCUCUAGCUCAACAUGAUCCAAAGCCCAACGAUGUCCCACAACAAGGUGUUGCAGCUGCCGCGCAGGAGAUCGAAGGUGCAUGGCCUGAUGACCCACAACUCCCCUCGAAUGUGAACGGCGAGCAGAAAGAGCCGGAGUUGGAAGUCACGAAUUAGACGAUUUUCAUAAGUCGGAAACCAAGCAUGAAUAUGGUUGGAUGACGUAAAGGCACCAAUCUCGACAACAGGACGCUGCAAACCGUCGUCGU
This is a messenger RNA of Alternaria alternata, 1791 nucleotides long. RefSeq names its product ribonuclease H-like protein. The transcript is spliced from 3 exons. NCBI's taxonomy places the organism in Eukaryota, Fungi, Ascomycota, Dothideomycetes, Pleosporales, Pleosporaceae. Gene Ontology annotation, biological process: DNA replication, removal of RNA primer. Gene Ontology annotation, molecular function: nucleic acid binding; RNA-DNA hybrid ribonuclease activity. Bases 269 to 1699 code for a protein of 476 amino acids. The record is from RefSeq and is a predicted model, not a curated record.